AUGGUGGCGGCUGCAUGUCACUGUCAGCUAGGCAGCAGCGCGGCAGCCGGGCGCAGCCUUCGGCGUACCGGCGCGUCGCCCCCCGCGCUGCUGCUGCCGCCGCGGCCACGACAGCAGCGGCGCGCGGCCCCGGCGCAGGCGGCAGCAGACCCGCAAGAGCUGCUGACCCUGGCCAGCAGCGUGGCCGCGGGCUGGCCGGCGGCUGUGGCAGGCGCCACCGCCGCCUGGCCCGCGCCGCUCGCCAGCGCCGCCACCAUCCUGGCGACAGAUCUGGCUGACGUGGCGGCGAUGCAGCCCACGGCCUGGGGCGCGGCCCGCCUGGGCGCCCUCUACUACUUCUUCCUCGCCCGCCCCUCGCCCGUUGUAGGCCUGCUGGACUUUUAUCUGCUCAACCCCAUAGCCCGCCUGCUGCAGCGCCGCUUCUCGGAGGCGGACUUCACGCUGCGGGAGCGCCUGGGUGGCGGCAACUACGGGCAGGUGUUUGAGGGCCUCAUCAACGCCAACGGCCUGCCCGACCCAAUCACCCGGGAGCUCAGCCCAGAGCAGAAGAAGCGGCGCGUGAUCCUGAAGAAGGCCAACAUGGACGCCCAGGGCAUCCGUACCAACUUCCUCAAGGCGGGCACCAUUGCGCGGGGCGCGGCCGAGACGGGCUUUGUGGAGGCUUAUAUGUGUGCCCGCGUGAUGCGCCACCCGCAGGUGCGGCGCGUGGUGGCGGAGUAUCUGGGAUACUUCCAGGCCAGCAGUACCUCCGGCGGCAUCACCUCGGGAUCCCAGUGGCUGGUGUGGAAGUUUGAGUCGGAUUCCACCCUGGGUGACGCCUGCGACGGCACCCUGGGGCCCUUCCCUGAUUGCCUGUCGGGCAUCAUGCUUGGGCGGCGUGCGCAGGGGUGGGACGAGGAGAAGCGGGCGGCGGCCACGGUCAAGGCUGUGAUGAAGAAGCUGUUUGUGGCCCUGGAACGCCUGCACUCGCUGGGCAUUGUGCACCGCGACAUCAAGCCCGAGAACAUCAUCCUCACGGCGGACGGGCAGAUCAAGCUGAUCGACUUUGGCGCCGCGUGCGACCUGUCCACGGGCAUCAACUUCAACCCCGAGUACGGCAUGCUGGACCCCAGAUACGCGGCCCCCGAGGAGCUGGUGAUGCCCAAGAACUUCCCGCGCGCGCCGCCCCCCGUGCUGGCCGCCACGCUGGCACCCUGCGCCUGGGCCUGGGGCGCGCCCGACCUCUUCGACUCGUACUCGGCGGGCAUGAUCCUCAUGCAGCUGUCCAUCCCCCAGCUGCGGCCGGGCGCCUCGCAGCGCAGCUUCAACGCUGAGCUGGCAAAUUGCGGGUACGACCUGAACAGGUGGAGGAGCCCCAAGGCUCGCUCAAUGGACUUCAGCCUGCUGGACCGUGGCGGCGGCCAGGGCUGGGACCUGGCUGUCAAGCUGCUGUGCCUGAAGAACGAGCUCAACCGCGGCCGCCUGAGUGCCAGCCAGGCCCUGUGCCAUCCCUUCCUGCUGCUGCCCGCGUGA
Chlorella variabilis is the source of this 1512-nucleotide messenger RNA. RefSeq lists its product as hypothetical. The coding region runs from base 1 to 1512 and encodes 503 amino acids. Gene Ontology annotation, biological process: protein phosphorylation. The record is from RefSeq and is a predicted model, not a curated record. Lineage: Eukaryota; Viridiplantae; Chlorophyta; Trebouxiophyceae; Chlorellales; Chlorellaceae. The transcript has 14 exons. Gene Ontology annotation, molecular function: ATP binding; protein kinase activity.